This is a messenger RNA of Electrophorus electricus (electric eel), 3807 nucleotides long. It is a transcript of the gene lpin1a, whose product is annotated as lipin 1a. Gene Ontology annotation, molecular function: phosphatidate phosphatase activity; transcription coactivator activity. Gene Ontology annotation, cellular component: mitochondrial outer membrane; nucleus. NCBI's taxonomy places the organism in Eukaryota, Metazoa, Chordata, Actinopteri, Gymnotiformes, Gymnotidae. The record is from RefSeq and is a predicted model, not a curated record. Gene Ontology annotation, biological process: triglyceride biosynthetic process; cellular response to insulin stimulus; positive regulation of transcription by RNA polymerase II.
AUAGCCCACUGCUGGGAUGAUCACACCAUCACAGUCACACAUUCUUGCUAGGAGGAUUAGUUUUGUGUCUAAUCACACAACAGAAAGGUCUGGAUUAUAUAGGGGAGCUGGGAGCUCCAAACAGACGAUGGAACCAUGCAGCUGGAGAAUGAACCAGGAGGAUAUGUUGAUGAACUCAGUGCCAAUGAAACCAGCUGGACUUGGAGUCAGACCAUGAACUACGUGGGGCAGCUGGCUGGCCAGGUCUUUGUGCAGGUGAAGGAGCUGUACAGAGGGCUGAACCCUGCCACCCUGUCCGGCUGCAUCGAUGUCAUCGUGGUGCGGCAGCCUAAUGGCUCCCUGCAGUGCUCGCCCUUCCACGUCCGCUUUGGCAAGAUGGGUGUCCUGCGCUCACGGGAAAAAGUGGUUGAUAUAGAGAUUAACGGAGAGCCGGUCGACCUACACAUGAAACUGGGGGAGAAUGGUGAAGCCUUUUUUGUGAAGGAGACUGAGAGUAAUAUGGAGAUGGUGCCGUUCUAUUUGGUGACAUCCCCCAUAAUGAAUGAAGGCUCAGUUUUAAUGGAAUCACAGAUAGGGAAAGGUGCCUCUCGUUUAGCUGAGUCUGUAACCGGGCCCUCCAUCCAGUCCAUGGGCCCCUCACAGACCUCUGGAGACAAUAGCGUGACAAAGAAGAGGAGAAAGAGGAGAAGAAAGUCCAAAGUGGACAAUGCGAAGCAUGAGGACAGUGAGGACUCGGAAGAUGAGGACAUGUUCCCCAUCGAUAUGAGCUCUGACGAAGAUACUGCAGCGAGUGGAUCUAUGGCACACAAAGCCAGUGCUGAGCAAGCAGAUGGCACUCUCUCCAGCAGCUCUUUUGCACAGAGUACAAUGUACUCCCAGUGUGAGGAAGAGUGGGCACAUGCGCACAGUACAAGGAUGGGGCAGACCUGCACUCUGCCCAUGCCAGGACGGCUCUCUAUUUCCUGCCCCCAGCAAACGUCCAUGUUUCCAUCUGCAGUCAGCACGGCGAGUGAUUCCUCACCUUCCACACCCAAGAGUGACUCCGAGCUGCAAGUCAGGGGGGCGAAGGGCAAGUCAGAGAACCCAGAAAUGCUGUGGGCCUGGGGAGAGCUACCUCAGGCUGCAAAGCCCUCAUUCAAGCAGCCCAUUACUUCUACUAAUGAACAGAAGCUAAGUGAAUCCAUGGUGGUGACUCCAGCAAUGAUCUCCAUGUCAGACAGCACACACUUCCGGGCCAUCACAGGAGAUGGCAUGUUGGAGACCCUUGAGGAAAGCCGUCCAGCCCUUAGUCUCUAUGCAGCUGACCUUGAGGCUGGGGAGGUGGCUGCAGUCUUUGAACCUGCUUCCUCUGUGGAAGUGGAGACCCUGAGUGCAGCUGCUCAUUUCAUCACCAGUCUGGGAGAUGAGCGACACAGCCCUGGGUUCCGCACCCCCAAGACUGACUCACCCUCAAAAAGAAAAGACAAGAGAAGUCGUCACCUUGGAUCAGAUGGUGUCUAUUUAGAUGAUCUCACAGAACUAGAACCUGAGGUAGCAGCACUCUACUUUCCUAAGAGUGAUGGUGCAAGUCUAGUUAGGAGUGGGACAGACUUGAGGAGUGCCAGUCAGUCUCCCCAGUCAGUGGGGAGUAGUGGCGUGGACAGUGGAGUGGACAGUUAUUCUGACCAGUUAACAGACCUGCCCAACAUUGCCAUCUCUCUGUGUGGAGGACUAACAGAAAGCCGGGAGAUCACAAGAGAGGAAUUUCAAGAGAGAGCAAUAUCUUAUCAAGAAUUUGCUGAUAAUCCAUCUCUUAUUGAUGACCCCAACCUGGUUGUAAAAAUCGGAACAAAGUAUUAUAAUUGGAGUACAGCUGCUCCACUAGUCCUGACUAUGCAGGUGUUCCAGAAACCGCUGCCAAAGGCUACAGUGGAGAACAUCAUGAAAGAGAAGAUGCCCAAGAAAGGAGGACGCUGGUGGUUCUCAUGGAGGGGGAGAAACACCAGCUCCAAGUCGGAGUCUGUGUCAGAUCAAGUGGAAAGCGGGGAUCAGCCUGUGAGAACAGGCAGCAGCUUAAAGGAUGAAUCAUCCUCAAGUGAUGAUGAGGUCACACUGAAUAAGCAGAAUUCAGCAAGCACCCAGCCUGAGCCUCUUCUCAGCCCUGGUAAUAUCUGCUACAGGAAGACCCUCCGCCUAACCUCUGAGCAGCUAGUCAGUCUGCAGUUAAAAGAAGGCCCCAAUGACGUGGUCUUCAGUGUUACCACUCAGUACCAGGGCACCUGUCGCUGUGAGGGCACCAUAUAUUUGUGGAACUGGGAUGAUAAGAUUGUGAUUUCGGAUAUAGAUGGCACUAUUACCAGAUCAGAUACCCUUGGGCACAUUUUACCCACAUUAGGCAAAGACUGGACUCAUCAGGGCAUUGCCCGCCUGUAUCACAAAGUCAGCCAGAAUGGCUAUAAGUUCAUGUAUUGCUCUGCACGGGCAAUUGGAAUGGCUGAUAUGACGAGAGGUUACCUGCACUGGGUAAAUGAACGAGGCACCGUGCUACCUCAGGGUCCUGUGCUGCUCAGUCCCAGCAGCCUGUUUUCUGCACUACACAGAGAGGUCAUUGAGAAAAAGCCAGAGAAGUUCAAAAUUGAGUGUCUGACAGAUAUUAAAAACCUCUUCUCUCCAAACACUGAACCUUUCUAUGCUGCUUUUGGAAACAGAGCUACUGAUGUUCAUUCAUACAAGGAGGUGGGAGUGCCACUGAACCGAAUAUUCACUGUGAACCCUAAGGGGGAGCUUGUCCAAGAACAUGCAAAGACCAACAUAUCAUCGUACGGCCACCUGUGUGAAGUUGUCGAUCAUGUCUUCCCUCUGCUGGUCAGAGGCAAUACCUCAGACUUCCCUUGCUCAGACACCUACAGCCAGUUCACCUACUGGAGAGACCAGCUGCCAGAGGUAGACAAGCCAGAUGAAGCAGAAGAAAAUAGUUGAAGGGCUAGGUAAAGCAUGGCUGCAUAGAUAUGCCACUGUCUGAACACUAGCACUUCUCCAAUACGGCCUCUCCUCUCAAGCACAAGUGACAUGGUAGCAUGUGCAUAUAUUACUUUUAGCAUUGCAGUGAGUCAUAUAUUUAAGCUAAUAAUACCCUGGUUUAGAGUCUUGUCAUAGAUUAUUAUACAGUUAAUACAUGGAGAUAUUCUAUUUUUUUAACAGUAUCAGCAAGGUUACGAUUACAGUGACAGUCAUUUCUUGUUCUCAACUCCACACUAAAACUGUGGUGUCAUAAAUGAUUGUCUUUCUGUGUUUUUGUUUGUAAAUAAUUCAUAGCUUAUAUUUUCAAAGAAGAACAUUUAUUAUGCUGAGAAGCAUAUGUUAAAAAUAUUCCUGUUAAGUGUAAAGAUAUAAGAUGUGGAAGCCAGCAGCAGUCUCAGGUCUAACAACAUUUACAAAUAGUAAAUAUGUGACAUUUGCUAACAUUACAAGACAUUUAUUUUUGCAACUCUUUUGGGCAUGUUUGGAACAAAUAGACAAAGAAAAAUACAAUCAGCAUUAUACUCUUAUGUUCAUUUUUCAAAUUUUAGGUUAGAUUUUAUCAAGUGUUAACUGAACAUAGAGCACAAUACAUUUUAAAGAAAAUGUAAUAUUUAUUUUUAAGAUGUUUAUCAUUCCUUUAUUUGUGUCUGGUUUUAUUCUUUACAAAAAUUAUACAAAUUAUAUAAAUGAUCAGCCAGUUGCUUCAUGACUCUUACCCAAUAGUUCAACACAACAAACCCGGAACAAGAGGGAGGGAUCUUCAAAAGGUUGUAAUAGAAUCAAUUGUAAAUGUGUUUUCUAUACAUU